AAUUUUAUUACCAAAAUGGAUGAAGGAGAAAGAGCUAAUUUAAGACGCGCGUUUUCAUUUACUUCUUCAUCUAUUGAACUGAGGCGAAGAGACAAGACUCUAGUUGCCAGACAUAAGCUAUUGUCACAUCUUCCAGGAGAAGAUGGCCCAGCAGAACUUACUGAUGUAGAUGACGUUUGCCGUUGUUUACUCUGCCAGCAAACACGACAGUUUAGUCUUCCAGCUUUAACCAUAGAAACGAAACUCGUUCCUAUCCCUCGUACCUACGGCGAAGUAUGUUUGAAUAACCGAGAGAGUUUCAUUGAAAAUGUCUGGGCGGAGCAUAUCAUACCAGAGCUAAGGCCACCCCUAGAACUUAGUAACCUAGACAAACAGCUUCUUCGAUCAGAGAAAUCUCGUCGAAAUAGAUCUGAGAUUCUGUUCGAUUUGUUGCUGCAGAAAGUUGACGAGCAUGGACACAAAGCGUUCUUUAUGUUGCAUGGGAUACUGGAUCGAACUUAUCCCUAUGUUUCCGAUCUUGUGUGGAAUGAUCUUAUGAAAAUGACGGCACCAUCACCAGAGAUUGUCCUUCCAAGGCAUUCCCCGGCACCACCAAAUCACAACAAAGAUGCCAUUAAUGGAACGAUGUCGGAUACAGAGUAUUCACACGAAAUUCGAAAAAGCCGUAAACGCUAUGAUCUGAAAUCCAAUUUGAAUAUCAUGCAACAGGAACUUCUGUCAACUGGAGCAGAUAGUUUAGCAAGAUCAAAGCAGCUUGAUAGAGCAUCACAACUUAUCGCAGAAGCAAACAGCGCCAUCAAGAUGCUUGAAGCACGAUUGAAGGGAGUUGAGCAUGAAAGAGAAGAAGCACAGCAUUUGGAGAGGGUGGCACAAAUGCAAUGUAAAGACUUAAAAAAACAAAUGGAAAUGUUAGAAGAUGAGAGCCGAAGAAGUCGUAAACGAGAUGAAGAUCAAAGGAAAAGAUGGGAUAACCAGCAAAAGAUAAAGAUGGAGGAACUUCAGAAGAUGAACGAUGAACUCAAAUCUCUAGAGAAUGAUCUACACAGAACACAGUUGGAGCAGAAUCGCAAACAGGAAGAGUUAACUCACAGAGACAGGAAUUUGAAUUUAGUUGAGAAUAGCUUAAAAGAACAAGAAGAGAACCAGCGAGACCGUUCGGCAAAGUCAAUUAAAAAGCAACAAACUAUGAAACAGCGUGAGGUAG
Molecule: messenger RNA, 1204 nt
Organism: Anneissia japonica
Lineage: Eukaryota; Metazoa; Echinodermata; Crinoidea; Comatulida; Comatulidae
Exons: 3
Source: RefSeq, a predicted model, not a curated record